This is a messenger RNA of Closterium sp. NIES-65, 718 nucleotides long. The record is from the annotation of a GenBank genome assembly. NCBI's taxonomy places the organism in Eukaryota, Viridiplantae, Streptophyta, Zygnematophyceae, Desmidiales, Closteriaceae.
AUGUCCGCUCCGCGCCGAAUCUCCGCCACGGCGACUGCCUCCUCCGCGGUUGCGGUGUCCGCGCAGGCUUCCGCCGGCGCCGCCGGUUCUGCCGCCGACGGCGCUGACGGCGCCGCUCAAGGGGACGCCAGGGGAGGUGCAGGAGGGGGUGCAGCGAGCAGUGGCGGCAGUGAAGCAUGCGCCAGCAGGCACGCCGCUUUCGGUUCUGCAGCGGCAGCUAGCGUCCGCGCGCCGCUGUCGCUGCUGCAGCGGCAGCUGGCAUCCGUGUUCGCGCGCCUUCGUCUCUCGCUUUCCUUCCCAUCCGCCUCUCCGCCCAUGCUGCUGCGCCACCUUUUCCCCGCCUCCACCCCCACACUGUGUCCCUCGUUCCGCCCUUCCGCCGCAUCCUCACGCAUCCGUCGCCUUUCCCCCGCGCGGCGGCGCGGAGCGGGAGCGGGAGCGGCGGUAGCGCAGGUAGCGGCGGGCGUCGGGGCGGGCGACGUGCAGACGUUCAUCCUCACGGCGGGCGCGCUCGCUGCCGCCGCCGUCUCCCUGCGACUUGCGCUCAAGGUGCCGUUCUCCGCGCAACCACUCCGCGCACCCACUCCGCGCACCCAUUCCGCGCACCCACUCCGCCACCCCUUCUCUCCCCGCUGCUCGUCCUCCGGACGCCCCCCCCCCCCUUCCAAUGGCCUCCCCUCCUCACGCCUACGUUUCUUCUCUGGCUUCCGUGCUCGCU